AUGGCUUCGGCACCACAACUUGAAAUUGAGAAAAAAGAAGGCGUACCGGUUGAAGAAGAUGGUACAACAGGAAAAGCUGCUAUGGAUUCAAAAAGCACUUUAAAAGAACAAGAAGAGGGUGCCAAACUUCAUCCUACAACAAACGAAAAUGUUACUCCAGGAAGUAAUUUAUUGGGACAUCAAGAUUCAGCUCAACCGGGAAUCAGACCUGGAGAUGUUGCGGGAAAAGCGGGAGGAACGUCAUCAAAAUAA
Messenger RNA from Didymodactylos carnosus, 252 nucleotides. Lineage: Eukaryota; Metazoa; Rotifera; Eurotatoria; Philodinida; Philodinidae. The record is from the annotation of a GenBank genome assembly.